AUGGCCAGCUGGACCCCCCAGUGGGGGACAUGUGUCUGGCUUCAGACUCUGCUGGCAUUUGCCAUGGCCAACUGUCCCUCACUGGCCCCGAACCCAGUCAACUUCUCUGUGGUUUACACCAUGCCCUUCUUUCAAGCUUAUGGCCCUAUCCAGAACAUUGUCAACAACUCAUUGUACCAGGAAGUGUAUGUAGCCUCGCAAAAUGUGAUCGAAGCUGUCAACAGAAGCUUGGAAAAGACAUGGGGGCUCCGCACUGGACCGGUUGGAAGCCCGGAGUGUCAGGUUUGCGAUCUGUGUCAAAUUGAUAAAGACCCCAACUUCCUUGAGGACACAAACAACCAGGUGUUAUUGUUUGAUACCCUCUUCAUGUAUUUGUAUUCCUGUGGAAGUUCCCAGUACGGUGUGUGUUAUUUCCAUCAACUCAAUAGCAACGGAGAGCCGCCGUCUAUUUCCAAGUGUUUGUUCCGUGCUGAUUCAAACUCUGCUGCCUACUGCCCUGACUGUGUCGCCAGUCCUCUUGGUACCAAAGUCACCAUGGUGGAGGAAGGUCAGACGGUUUACUUCUUUGUUGCUGCUUCUGUUAAUGAAAGUGUGACUCAACGCUAUGGAAGAAAAUCUAUAUCAGUGCGUCGACCACUGGCUACAGAAGAUGGCUUCUACAGUGAUGUUCGUGGCUUAACCGUCCUUCCUGGGUUGAGAGGGACUUACCACAUUGAGUACGUCUACAGCUUUUUCACACAGGAGUUUGUGUACUUUGUCUCAGUUCAAAGAGAGAGCCCGGACCAAGAAUCAUCUCCCUUCCAAACUCGCCUUGGCCGUCUUCCACGAAAUGAAUGGGAGAUGAAACGCUAUCGUGAGGUCAUUCUAGAAUGUCGUUUUGAACCUAAGCGACGGAGAAGGAAUGUGGUCAGUGAACCCUACAAGGAUGUGGUAUACAAUGUUGUCCAGGCAGCACAUUUUGGCAAAGCUGGCAGGGAGCUUGCCGAAGAGUUGGGGGCGGAGGAGGAUGAUGACAUACUCUAUGGGGUCUUUGCCGUCAUGGAUGACAAUGGAGUUACGGUGCAUGAUUCAGCUGUCUGCGCCUUUCCCAUGGACAACGUGAAUGAGGCAAUCGCUGAUGGGGUGGACGAUUGCUGUAAAUCUGGACCAGAGCAACUCUCCAGGGGGCUUUGCCAUUUCCAGCAAUGUGAAAGUUGUCCUCACGAGAGCAUGGAGAACAACACGACAUGCAGAGACCAUCCAACCAUGGUUUCCCAGCCCUACUACAGAGUGGACCUCCUCAAUCGACAGAUGACAAACGUUCUUCUUACCUCACUGCUGGUGACCACAAUUGACAACAAGACUGUUGCCCAUAUUGGUACAUCCACAGGUCGACUGUUGCAGCUUGUGCUGACAAGACUGAAUCCGAUUAUCUUCGCUAAUUAUUCUUUGGUGGAGAACCAAAGGAUCUCAUCCAUUGCUGCAGUCUACUCAUCAGAGUAUCUCCUUUUUGUGGUGGGAGACAAGAUGUUUCAAGUGCCUCAGAGAGGACCAGGUUGUCAACACUUCCUGACUUGUGCCAUGUGCCUGACAGCCCCCAAGUUCAUGGGCUGUGGCUGGUGCUCAGGAGUGUGUUCAUGGGAGAGUGAGUGCUCAAGUCAUUGGAGGAAUGAGUCCUGCCCACCACAGAUCACAGGGUUCUUUCCACGGACUGCUCCCCCUGAUGGUCAAACAGAGUUUACGGUGUGUGGACGUGAGUUCCAGUCACCCCAAAGACCUGCCAUUACAUCCAGAACCCACCAGGUUAAACUGGGUCAAACAGCAUGCGCUGUGCUUCCUGUAAAGAGUAACAACACACACCUGGUGUGUAAGAUUCGCUCCGGGGCCACUGACCUGUCAAAACCAGUCAACAUCACAGUGGAAGUGCAUGAGAGUGAGGGAGGCAUGAAGGUGGAGGGACGUUAUGCUAUUGAUGGGAAGGCAGAAAUGCCUGGCUUUACAUUUCUGAUUCCCAACAUCACAGAGAUUCAGCCCAACUAUGGGCCUCUUAUGGGGGGCACAUUAAUCACAGUGACUGGGGCUCACUUGGAUGCCGGACGGACAAGGAAAGUCACACUCAAUGAUGUGCCUUGUCCGAUUACAAGAGUCACUAAGCCUAAAGGCAUUAUGUCCUCAAUCAUCUGUCUGUCCCAGCCAAUCUCAGAGGUGCGGGAUGUACCUCUCAGUGUUUUCAUCGACAAGUCUCCCGUCCUCACAACAAAGGUUUUUUACUACAAAGAAAACCCCAAGAUCACAGCUGUACUGCCCGACUGUAGUUUUGACAGGGGGUCGAAUAUUUUGAUUGAAGGGGAGAAUCUGGAUUCUGUUUAUCGUACCAUCAUCCACUUUAAACCCAAUGAGAGCCACCUGAAGCCUGUGACAAGGGAGUGCAUUGGGAAGGCCUUGUCUACAAGGAUGGAAUGCAUCACUCCUGUAUUUCCAAGGGAUGAGACAGAGGAAGGAGAGCUUUCCUUUGACAUGGACGGAGCAGUGGGACUUUGGAACAAAGAGUUUUCCUAUCACCCUUACGGCAAGCCAAUACCCUUUGAAACAGAAGGACAUGAGCUGCAUUUGUAUCCGGGGUUUGAUGAGGUUUCACUGCAUCAUCAGAAACUAAACCUGGUUAGCUCCUGUAUGACCAUCAUUAUGACGGUGGCAGGUGUUGAUUGUGAUGCUAAGGUCCUGGAUAAUGAGAUCACCUGCAGAAUACCUAAAAAUAUAACCAUCCCAAGUGAGGGACUCCCUGUGAAGAUCUCCAUUAACGGGCAGGUCCACAAUGUGGGCACAGUUAUAAGGGUCAGCAACCACUACAUGGUGGGGAUAGUGCUGGGAAUCCUCGCUGCGCUAGUGGCCGGGGCAGUGCUGGCCUUUGUCGUCAUGAAGCACUUGAGGAAGAAAAAGAAAGCUUCCAUGGUGGAGAGCCGUUUGGCCCACAGUGCUAGGCGUUCUGGAUCAAAUAAUGUAGAAUUGUCACCGGCUGGGGACUACAGAAGAGUAGUGUCCAUGAGUCCUUCAACUCCCACUGCUGGGCCUGUGGCCUUCCCCAGCCUGGCCUAUGCUGCAGGCAGUAUAGACGUUACUCUUACUCCUCUUAUGGCUGCAGAGAAAAUUUCCAUUUCUAGUUUUAGGCCUGAGUUAUUGGAGGAGGUUAAAGAUGUUCUUAUUCCUGCUGAAAUGCUCCUCGUGCAACACCAUCGGAUCAUUGGGAAGGGUCAUUUUGGAACAGUCUAUCAUGGCUACUUCACCGACCAUAGCAGCAGGGAAAUACACUGUGCUGUCAAGUCUUUGAAUAGAAUAACAGAUGUUGAGGAGGUGGAGCAGUUUCUGAAGGAAGGAAUUAUAAUGAAAGGCUUCCAUCACAUCAAUGUGCUGUCUCUUUUGGGCAUCCUCCUACCACAAGAAGGUCUUCCUCUGGUAGUUCUGCCAUACAUGAAACAUGGAGACCUCCGCCACUUUAUACGCUGCGAGAAGAGGAACCCCACUGUGAAGGAUCUUAUUGGCUUUGGACUGCAAGUUGCCAAGGGGAUGGAGUAUUUAGCUCAGAAGAAGUUCGUUCACAGAGAUCUCGCAGCACGUAACUGCAUGCUUGACGAGUCUUAUACAGUCAAGGUGGCAGAUUUCGGCAUGGCCAGAGAUGUCUUUGAUAAGGAAUACUACAGUAUUCAAGACCACAGAAAGGCUAAAUUGCCUGUCAAAUGGAUGGCUAUUGAGAGUCUACGGACACAGAAAUUCACUUCUAAGUCCGAUGUGUGGUCCUUUGGUGUGCUGAUGUGGGAGAUGCUGACUAGAGGGGCAAGCCCUUACCCAGAAGUGGACCCUUAUGACAUAACACACUAUUUAUUCAAAGGCAGGCGGCUCCCCCAGCCUCAGUAUUGCCCUGACCCUUUGUAUAGCAUUAUGCUCGAGUGCUGGGACCCAGAUCCAGAACUGAGGCCUAACUUUGCUACUUUGGUGUCAGCUGUCACCACCAUCCUCUCAAGUCUGGAGGGAGAACACUACAUCAGUCUGAAUGUUACAUAUGUUAACCUGGACCAACCAAGGCCCUACCCGGCACUCACCGAGUCUGCUGAUGAAUGUGACUCCACGGAUGCUGAGAGUGACUCAGGCUCAGUCUCUUCCUGA
Molecule: messenger RNA, 4140 nt
Organism: Nerophis lumbriciformis (worm pipefish)
Lineage: Eukaryota; Metazoa; Chordata; Actinopteri; Syngnathiformes; Syngnathidae
Source: RefSeq, a predicted model, not a curated record